AUGAAGUUGACGGCCCUUCUUCUUCUGCUGGCUGCAGUUUCGGCAGUUCGAAGCGCUGAGAUUUUGGCAACCUAUGCGGAUGGGGUUUUCAGUCACAUGUACAGCAUGUAUCCGUAUUUGGAGAGGUAAAAAUUUUUUUUUGGAAAAAAAUAGAAAAAAAAAUUUGAGUUUUGCCUUGAAAUUUUCAGAUUAUAAUAAGCCUAAUGCAAAAAAUAAAUGUUCAAAAAAUCGUUUUUCUCUGAGUAAAAUAAAAAAAGUUAUAGUCAAAAAAAAGAUUUUUCUCUGACCGACUCCUCGUUUUUCAUGGUCUCUCUCGCAAAGAGAUCGUUGAAUAUCUCGGCUCUUCUGACAAGGAUCUGGCCAAAACUUUCAGCAGUUAAUAAAUGGUAUUUGUAGAAGGCCCAUGAAAAAUUUGAAAAAAAUCGAUGUAACUUUGGCUACUCUAUGAUAUUUUUUCGAAAUAUUGAAGUAUAGCUUCAAAAAAAAUUUUGUUUAUAGAUGGACAGCUGAAAUUAUCAGGGAUUAAUCUAAGGCCUAUGUCCAGUGUAUUUACAAAAUUUCAAAGAAAUCCGGCCAUUACAUUUUUAGUACUGCCUUUCCCAAAAAAUUUCUUCCAAAAGUCAUCAAAAUCCUCAAAACUUCCCGAAAAAGCCUUUUUUCAGCCUCGCCGAUGCUGGUCACAACGUGACCAUCUUCCAUACGGGCGUUGAAAAACCCCCGACCUUCAAGCACAAGAAUAUUUUUCAAAUGGAAAUUCGUCGGGUCAAUGAGACGAGUGUUGUGAACCAGAUGAAAACAAUCUUCUGGCAAAUGAGCUCCCAUUCUGAUGAGCCGCCAAUGAUCACUUUUGGGCAUGAAGUGGUUCUAAAGAAGGAAAUUGACGAGUAUUCGGAGGAUGUAAGUUAUUUUGAGGUUGAUCACAUUUGACACUUUUGAAAAGUAUCAUGGAUCACUUUUGAUACUUUUUGAGGUUUUUGUGUAAAAAGAAAAAUAAAUAACAACCCGAGUAUUAUCCGGUCGUAUUUUACAAUUUCAAUAAAUAUUUAGUAGGAAAAAUUUGGAAAAAUUUAAAUUUCCGCCAUUUUUCAAACUUUCUGGCAUUCUGUUUCAACCGUUCAAAAACUAGUUUUUCUACUAAAUUUCAACGUUAUUUUAAAAUUUAUUAAAAUCCAUACGUGAUUAUUUUGAUAUAACACUUGAUGCUUUUGAAAAGUAUCAUGGAUCACUUUUGAUACUUUUUGGGGUUUUUUGUGUAAAAAGGUAAAUAAAUAACAAGCAUUGGUUUUGUAAACGUAUUUUACAAUUUCAGCAAAUAUUUGGCAUAAAAAAAAUGGAAAAUUUAAAUUCCCGCCAUUUUUCAAACUUUUUGGCAUUUUGUUUUAACCUUUCAGAAAUGAAUUUUUAACACAAAUGUAACAUUAUUCUAAAGUUUAUUAAAAUCCAUACGUGAUUCCUGUUGAUAUAACACUUGAUACUUUUGAAAAGUAUCAUGGAUCACUCUUGAUACUUUUUGAGGUUUUUGGGUAAAAAAAGGUACAUAAAUAAUAGGCCAGAGCAUACCCAAACGUAUUUUACAAUUUCAGCAAAUAUUUGGCAGGAAAAAAACGGAAAAGUUUAAAUUCCCGCCAUUUUUCAAACCUUUUGGCGUUCUGUUUCAACCGUCCAGGAAUGAAUUUUUCAACAGAAUUUCAACGUUAUUUUAAAAUUUAUAGAAAAAAUGCGUGAUCCCUUUUGAUAGUUUCAAAAAGUAUCAAGGAUACCGUUUGAUACUUUUUGAUACUUUUCAUAUAUUUGACUCAAAAAUUAGGUAAACAUAGACGAACGAUACGUAUUUUACGCUUCUCCGAAUUCACAACUCCUGUUUUCCCCAAAAGAUUUUACUGUGUUUGUUUAAAACCCCCAUUUUUCUCAAAAAAUCCCAUUUUCAGCUGAUAUUUCCCAAAAAAUCUCAGCUUUUUAGCUGAUGAAAAUCUUCACUCGGCGCUGGGAUUUGAUUAUCAUCGAUACUUUGUUCAAUAAUCAAGGAUAUGCCGUGGCCUUAUACCAUAAACAGCACUAUGGUACCCCUUACAUCAACUAUAUGACAUCGCAUAUUUUUGAGCCCGAUGCGAUUUGGAAUUCCAUGGGUAAGAUCGCUCUAUCUCAAUCAACCAAACACUGAUCGAAAAUCGGCCAAGAAACAAAUAAUUUGGCCAUUUUUGGGACAAAACAAAAAUCACAAUUUUAGGCCGCUCUUGGGCCGCGAAACAGAGCGUUUUCACCCCGAUUCCGAGGGAUUCGGAUGACGUUUUUGAUGUGAAAAAAUUCUCUCAUCGACUGACCACAGUUGCCGAGAACACCUUGGAAUUUGUGCUGUUUAAUUUCGCGCCAGCGGCAAUGUUUUCCGCCAUCCGAGAGCUGGGAGUGAAUGGGUUUUCGUUUCAAAAAUUGAGGACAGAAGGAUCGCUCUACAUUAGCGACGGAUUCACAGCGUUUGAUACGGCUGCAGGUAAGGGUUUUUUGUUGGAAAUGUUCAUUAUUUUCCCGACAGACUGGUAUAUCUAAUGUAAAUCAUCUUCUCUUUAGAAGCCUAUGACUUCCGUUCGGUGGGCGCUUACUGUGCAAAAGGAGAUCCCGUCACCGGGGAAUUGAAGGCUUUCAUGGAAGACAAGACGUCCAAAGGUUAGAUCGGGGAAUCUGAAGAAAAUCUACGGAAAAGUGGAGAUUUCAGGCCCAAGAUUUUCGAAAAUCUUUGUGGACGAGAGAGUACACGAUAUGUAGAGGGAGGUCAGAGAGAAAAACACUUUUUGGCCUUAUCCUUGCCAGUUUUUGUGCGGAAAAAAACAAUUUUUUGUGGAAAUAUAAUCCUUUAUAGUACAAAUAGGUAAGAAACUUUUCAUACCAGAUCCAGUGGCAAAAAACGUACCAUUUUGCAUCUGGGAAGCAUCAAAAAUGUAGCAAAAUACCUCCCUCUCCAAGUUUAAGGCUCCGAUUUCAAAAGCGUGCUCUUCAAAACGGAGUUUUUUCACUUGGAGGGGGGAGCAUUUUGCCACAUUUUUGAUGCUUCCCGGAUGCAAAAUGAUACUUUUUUUGCCGCUGGAUCACGUCCGUCACUGUACUUUUCUCGGGAAUAUGUAGACAUGACUCGCCCGCAAGGACUGUUUUACCUCGGCCGAGCUAAGACCUACAGAAAUUCAGACGUGGCCUCUGCAUAUCGUAUGUGCAAAAUUUCAUCAAAAUCUGAGCGUCUCACUUGUGGUACUUCCGUUGUAAACUAACUCACCAUUUCAGGCACAAUCUACCUCGCCUUUGGCUCCGUGGUUCAAUGGUCCGCCGCCCCGCAACACACUGUCAACGCCCUCUUCUCGGCACUCAACAAACUCACCGACUAUCGGAUAAUUGUUUCGUCGAAAUCGGACAUCCAUUUCGACCUAAAACCCCAUUUCAAGAUCGUCUCAUGGGCGCCUCAAGUCGGGAUUCUGAAUCACAAAUCUACGGUGAUGUUCAUCUCCCAUGGUGGAAUAAAAAGUGUGAAAGAGGCGAUUUGCUCGGCAACUCCGACGGUUUUCUUCCCAUUAUUCGCGGAACAGGCCGGAAAUGGAAGGCAAUUGGCGAAGAAGAAGGUGGCCGGGUUGAUUAACAAGUUCACAAUCAGCGAGCACAACGUGGCCAAGGAAGUGAAUAAGGUAUGUUGAAGUAGCUUAUAAAGAGUUUUUUUGGGGUAUCUCAAAUUUAUCAGUCUGUCGGGAAAAUAAUGGGCACACUGUCGCUACGCCAAUCGCAUCGCUGAAGUGUUGUUUCUUCCGCGACACAAUUCAUUUUCUCUGCGGCAACGCGAUUUUCGAUGCGACAGAGUGCUCAUUAUUUUCCCGACAGACUGAUCGAAAGCUCUAAUCUAUGUUUUCAAAAAAUUUUAUCGAAAAAUUACCAUUUUCCUUCAAGAAUUUGCGAUUUUCCGACAACAAGUCUCAUUUUAGACAGUAACUUUUUCACAAAAAAAAAACGAUUUUCAGAUCCUCACGGACCCCUCCUACCAAACACGUAUGAACAAACUCCGUGAGCACUACAAGGCGGGCCCGAUUUCCAACUUGGAGAUGGCCGUCCAUUUGACGAACCGCAUCAUCAAAAAGAACGGCAAGAACACGUGGUUCAAGCGGAAGGGAAUCGAACUCUCUUGGGUCCAGUACCUCUAUCUGGACUUGUUCAGCAUCGUAGCUGUAGCGCUUUAUAUUGUUGUCAAAAUGGUGAUCUUGGUGGCGAAGAAUACGUAUUCCGGAUUGAAGAAUUGUAAAGUCUUGUAA
This is a messenger RNA of Bursaphelenchus xylophilus (pine wood nematode), 4280 nucleotides long. NCBI's taxonomy places the organism in Eukaryota, Metazoa, Nematoda, Chromadorea, Rhabditida, Aphelenchoididae. The record is from the annotation of a GenBank genome assembly.